UGUUUGUCCUUGCUCCUGUUGAUGGUUGUAACAGAACUCGCAGGAACCACCCUUGUUUACAAGAAGCAGCAUAUACUAGGCCAGGCCCUCAGUAACUAUAUGGCUCAUUCCAUGCACAUCACUUCUGUAGACUAUGGACUUAAUAUCUCUGACACACAGCUAUGGGAUGAGAUCCAGAUGGAGAUGAACUGUUGCGGUGUCGUGUCUUACAAGGACUGGUUCCUCACAACAUUUGGCAAUGGUACAGAUGUGCCUGACUCUUGUUGCCUCCUUGUUGUAGAAGGCUGUGGAAAAGGUGUUGCUAAUUUAGCAGAUCCAGAUGAUGAAGUUAUUACAGAGGGAUGUCUCCCAACUGUCCUGCAUUCCAUUGGGAUUGAUUAUCACAGUUUGAGCAGAGGGGUAUGGCUGCCUGUGUGUGCCAUGCAUGUAGCUUUGAUGGUGCUCCUUGUGGCUACGUCUAUGUUCCUGCAGGAGAGCUACACGGCUACAAAUCUCCGUGCUUACUCCAUGUCAUCCAGUGCAGUUGAUAGCAGUCACAAAUACCACCAGUUGGAUGAAGAUUGUUAAAAAGUAUUCUGGAAAGGAAAGGAUACCAUGGCACUGUAGUAUGAUCUGAUAUAAAUGAUCUACAAUUCAAUUAAUUCUAAUUAGUUUUGGUUAGUACUACUGGUUUUAGUUCCAUAGUUUUGGGUUUAUUUUAACAUGCACUUUCUUGUGUUGACAGUUGCAGGGUCAUCAUUUAGCAUUCUCAUUUUUUCUUCCAAAUUAUUAUUUGUAUAGAUUCUUUGUGAAAGAAAGUAAUGGACAUCAUUACUUUUAUUAUUUUAUUUGCUUUGUUUACAUAAUCCUUUGGAAAUGAUAUCUUUUUAUUGUUUUUUUUUAUUGCCUUGCAAGGUUGUGUGUAUAUUUUGUAAUAGACUUUAUUUAUUGAAUAACUCUUACAUAUAUAAUGAAUUAAACUGCUUUAAUUUUUGGAUCAGGUGAUAAAAGGGUUUUACUAGCAAGGUUGUACUUACAAGUUAUACUCGUUAAUAAGUUGUACCUUUUUUUUAUCUUGUAUUAUUCAUGCUAAUGAUGUUUUUUUUUUUUAACAAAAGUGGCUGUAUGGUUUAAAAUCUGAACAGUAAGGCUAAAAAACUUUCAGACUUGAAAUUAUUAGUCAUAUUUUGCACAAAGUUCAGACAUCAACUUGUAAAUUUUUAUGUGCCUUGCUAUUAGACCUGUGAUGGGUUUUCCAUACAUGAUAGAAGAAAAGAUAUUGCAUAUACAAAGAAUUAGUUAGAAAAAGGAGGGUAAGUAUGACACUAAAAACACGUCCAAGUAGAUGAGUCGUAAAGUUAGACAUUUUUCCAUCAUGUCUUUGCUUCACCCCUUUAGUGGAGUUAGAAUUAUCCUCAUAAAAGGUAUGCCACUGUUAGCAUCCUGAACUACACCUCUCUAACGAAUGUAACAAGUAAUCACCCCUAAUAUAGGACAUGUUCUAAAUACCUGCUUGCUUGUAUUAAAGUAGAUAUGUAUGCAGUACCAAUGUGUGCAAAUAGAUCUUUUUCUUUCAAUUUUUUCUUUUCUUCUCUAUUGUUUUCUAAUUUUUCAAAUAUAGGAAUUUAGUUUGGUUUAAUGGAAGGCCUUUUGGUUGACUUAUAUAUAGGUGGUGAUUUUACAGUUUCCUCAAGAAUUAUAGUGGAAGAAAAGAAAAAUUUCCUUUGUGCAAUACUUUGAAGCACACUAUUAGGUACUCAUCUUGUGAGGUCAAUUUAUAUGACUAGUUUGAUUAGGUGACAUAACAUAUUUUUUUCAUUUGUGGGAGAACUGUGUAUAUAUAUCUCAAAUGUAUAGAAGGCUUAGAUUUCGCUCACUAUAUGUAACAAAUGUGAUAUUGAAACUUUACUGUAAAGGAGAAAAAAAUGGACAGUUUUUGUAUUUUAAGGACAGUUUCAGUUCAUUAAGACAAGUGUGUGCAUGUGUGUGUGACUGACUCUAAUAGACUCUUUAUUUAUUGAAUAACUCUUACAUGUAAGACUGUAAAGGGGGAAACCCGGAUAUAACAUCUAGACCAUACAUCUUGCUUCUGAUUUAAAGACCUGGCUGGAAAAAAAAUUCCUGGCUUUUGACUAGGUGAUAGAGUAUGCAAAAAUUAUGUAAUUAUCCUGAAAGACCUAUAUAUCUCUAAUGUGUAAAUUGACUUUACAUGAAACUUUUAUUUGCAACAUGAACAAUUCUCAAGUUUGGGAAAAGUACUUAUAAGUAAGAGGAGAAAAGUUACCGAUAAGGGAGAAUUUUGGAGGGUUUGAUUGAGAGAAGAGUGUGUGUGAUAUAUAUACUGUAUCACUGAAGCUAAGUACAAGUGUGAAUAGUGUGUUUUUGAAAUGAAAUAUCAGUCUGCAGGAGGUAAAGUUCAGUUAGUGGAAACUCCAGCUGAGGUAUUAACUCUGAAUAUUUGUCAGUUAAAAAGAAGGUGCACCCCAUUUUACUAAUGUGUGUGCAUGAUGCUUGAGACACUCAUACAUGCAUACAGAUACACACACAGACUCAGACAUGCACACACAGUUCUCUCUCUCAUAUUAACUUGCAUCAAGUAACAUAAAUUAAUAAAAAUGCCUGAUUUUGUUUUCUAUUGGGGUACCCUUAUCAAGUAUUAGUGUUCAGCCUAAUAUUAGUAUUCAGAAAAUAACUAUAAGGUGAUGAGGGAACAUAACAAGAUUGGGAGAAAAAUAUUUCCUUCAUACUACUGAAUAUGUUGUUUAGAAAGAUCCCUUUACAUUGUAACAUGUUCAGCACUGUCCAUACUGGUGUUUUGUAUGCAAGGUUUUAUGCACAUAUUCAGGAAUCCUUAAUGUGACCCUAGUAAAUAGUUUUAAAAAGUAUCAUGUUCAUGUCAUGCUUUACAACAUAAACCAUUUGACCCCUGAAAAGAUUGUCAUGGAUCCUCAUUAAUAGGUAAUCCAUAUUUUCUCCCAUUUAAAUGAUAAUUCUAGUUGUUCAUGUACCUUGAAUUUUAGAAUUUUCUUGGAAGUGAAUGAUAGAAAUUUUAAUAAUGCUGUAGCUCAAACAGGAAUGCCACUUUUAGUGAAUAUUGUUUCUUUCUGGUGUCCUAUUUUUGUUUUUUUGCUGGUACAUAUAGGAGUGUCUUUGUUCCAUGAACAUUGCCAUCAUUAAACAAUACAUGCAGUUUUUUCAGAGAAGAACAUGGAAGAAGACAUAGCAAAGAAGUUCAGAGGAUAUAUCAUCACAUGCAGUAGGAUUUAUAGCCUGAAUUUUAAACUUAGUCGAAAGAUAGGGCAAUGGAAGUUGUUUUUUAUGUAUGUAUGCGCUGGAGGAAUACUUAAAAUUUGCUCCUGACUUGUGUUGAAUUAAAUUGAUUUAGAAGGGUGCAUUUGUCAGAUUUUUUUUUCUUUUUAUUUAAUUUGUAAAGAUAAACACCAAAAAGGAUAUCUUUAGAAAUUAUUAUAUUAGGGGGAUGGGGAAUAUAAAAUCAUAUAUAUUAUGGUAGCAUAAGCAAUGUAAGUAGUGACAAUUUUGAAUUUUCCACUUAUUCUGAAUUCCACAGUCUCUUGCAGUGAAUCUCCAAUGAGUUCAAAGAAUUGGAAACUUCAUCUUAAAAAGUCUGUAGUUUUGGCUAUGCAUAAUUAUUUUUUUAUUAUGAAAGUAAUCACUCAUACGAAAUAUAUGUUGCACAUGCAUUAUAACAAACCAUUAUCAGAACAGAUUUAUAUGAUAUGGCAGAUAUUUUGUGUAUAUUAUGGAUUAAAUAAAGUGGCUUUGAUAUAUGGAU
Molecule: messenger RNA, 3772 nt
Organism: Penaeus vannamei (Pacific white shrimp)
Lineage: Eukaryota; Metazoa; Arthropoda; Malacostraca; Decapoda; Penaeidae
Source: RefSeq, a predicted model, not a curated record